CUUUCAAGCUCUCUUUCUACCAUUCACGUCAUCUGUCUGUAUUAGAUGACAUACUCAAGAACCAUCUAAGAGUAUCAAACCCUCAUUUCUCUCUGUCUCUAUAUGCUGGCUGAUCUAUUUGUUGCCUACACUGAAGAUUAUUAAUUAAAGAAUUAAAAGCACACAGGUGAGCUCUGAACGUCUGCUCACACAAGCUGGACAGCUUCACUAAGGCAACACAGAAACAAACUAAUGAGUGAAGACUCUCUGACCUCAGGACACCACAUAGCUACACUUAGAGAUAGCGACUUGCAAUCUUAUCCCACAGUGAUUGUGUUUACAGAGCUUGACCUCACAGACGGUGUUCUUUGGAGGAUUCUUAAGUGUUGUACAGUCUAAAAUGGAACUUCAGAAAAUGUCAAACGGUCACCAUGAUCUCAGCCCUAGCAGAAUUCCAGAGAACGGAUUUGAUGCCCUUGAAAACUUGACAGAUGGGGAUAACUUCCUCCCCAACAAAAGCAAUGGAAUGACAGAGACCCAGUUUACAGAUUUCGAGGGAAAGACUUCCUUCAGAAUGUCUAUUUUCAACCUCAGUAAUGCCAUUAUGGGCAGUGGAAUUCUGGGACUGGCUUACGCAAUGGCCAACACCGGAAUCAUUCUUUUUGUAAUCCUGUUGAUUCUCAUCGCUAUCCUCUCUGCCUACUCCAUUCACCUGCUUCUGAAGACUGCAGGCGUGGUUGGCAUCCGUGCAUAUGAACAGCUCGGGUACCGUGCAUUUGGUUCACCAGGGAAGAUCUUAGCAGCAUGCAUUAUAACACUGCACAACAUCGGAGCAAUGUCCAGUUACCUGUUUAUUGUGAAGAUCGAGUUACCUUCAGUUAUUCAAGGUCUUAUGGCACUGCCAGAUAACUCAACUUACUGGUUUGUUGAUGGGAAGUGUCUCAUCAUUAUCGUUAGUGUCGCCAUCAUUCUUCCUCUGGCGUUUAUGAAACGACUUGGGUAUCUGGGCUACACCAGUGGUUUCUCUCUCAGCUGCAUGGUCUUCUUUCUCAUAUCUGUUAUCUACAAGAAGUUUGUCACAGAGUGUUCUUUAGAUCACAGCUAUAAUGAGACUGCUGUGACUGAAAACAUACACAACACUACCGACGACACAUGUGAAGCCAAAUUCAUAACUGUCAACCCUGAGACUGCUUUUACCAUUCCCAUUAUGGCUUUCGCUUUUGUGUGCCACCCUGAAGUGUUGCCCAUUUACACAGAACUCAAAAAUCCUAAGAAGGAACGCAUGCAAAAAAUUGCUAAUAUCUCAAUCUUGGCCAUGUUUGUGAUGUAUCUGCUGACUGCCAUCUUUGGCUACCUCACCUUCUAUGGGAAUGUGAAGUCGGAGCUUCUGGAGAUGUACAGUAAAAAAGACACCCUGAUGCUGUGUGUUCGGCUGGCUGUGCUAAUAGCAGUGACGCUGACCGUUCCAGUGGUCCUCUUCCCGAUUCGCCGUGCCGUCUUGCAGCUUCUUUUCCCCGAUCAGCCUUUCCACUGGGUGCGUCACAUCUCCAUCGCUGUGUGCCUCCUCAUCUUAGUCAACCUGCUCGUCAUUUUCGUGCCCAACAUUCGUGACAUCUUCGGCUUCAUCGGUGCCACAUCUGCUCCCAGCCUCAUUUUCAUUCUUCCGGGAAUAUUCUACAUUUGCAUCGUCCCUAAAGAAAAGGAGCCGUUGAAAUCUCGGCCAAAAAUCCAGGCGCUUGCGUUUGUGAUACUGGGUUUCAUCUUCAUGAUUAUGAGCUUUACGUUCAUCAUAAUAGAGUGGGUGACCGGAAAGAAGGCGUCGGGUGGCCACUAAAAGAGCUACAACUGGACAGCAACAGUUAAAGACCAAAACACAAACUCCUGAACCUGAAACCUUUUUAUUUUAAAUUAUAGGCGUAAUAGUAUUAUCACACUUUAUUAUUUUGUCUAUUAUUUUAUAAAAUAGUAAUAAUAAUAAAGUGCAAUAAUAUUAUUAUCAUUAUUAUUUUAUUUUAUAGUUUCUGAAUGGGUCACACAAUGCAGUGUGAGGACCAAACCAAAUCUCCAGGUGCUCUUUUGAGAACCAAGCUGAAAAACGCUUGUGCACCCCUGUUUAUAAAUGUAUUUUUAAUGAAAGAAACAUUUUUUCUUGCAAAAGUAUUGCAGUUAUGACUGGCAGAUGGAACUUCCAAAUCUACACGAAACUGUGAAACUGAGAUGAAAAUUGCCAAAGUUGUAAACAUGCAGUUUGAAGACUACCUCCUGCUACACCGAGCAUUUUUACACUGACACUGUCCGCUUUUAUAACUCAGUGCGUAUUUUGGGGUCCAAAAGCCUUUCAAUAUUCUAGUUCAAUACACAUUUUUGUAAUUCUAAAAACUACUAACAUUUCAGUGAAAUGUUAGAUUCUGAUGAUCCUAAACAACUUAUUGUACAACCCCAUUGUAUGUGAAUUUCAGUUCCUAUCAUUCUUGAUGAAUAUCAUUCAGAAGUCCCAAAUAAGAGUUUAUAACAUGUAAGUAGGAAGUGUACAGUUUUGUGCGUAUGUUUAAGCACUAUGCUUCAAUGUCAGAUGAAGAACCUGAAGUAAAUGUAUUGUAUGUACUGGUACAUUUUUGGUGGCAAAAUCCAAGAAAUGAAAUGUACAGAACAAGAAGUUUUACAGUCCUUUAGUGAUUAGUGCAGUUCUCGGCACGUUCAUAUGACAACAUUUCUUUACUCUGUUUUUGAGAGGAGAAGGAACAUAAAUGUCUGAAUACUAGUUAUCUAGUAGUAUUCAAGAAACACACAAUACUGUUGAAGAUUUUUCAUGUUGUGUCAUUUUGUUUGUUGUAUAGUUGGAUUUUUAUUUGAACAUCUUGAAAAUGAGCAUAGCUUUAAUAAGCUUGAAAAUAUGUGUGGUUUGCAUGGUGACAUGUUGUGUUUCAGUGAAAUUCCUCUCCAGAAAUAGGCCGAACAAUGAUGAUUAUAUGCGAAAGGUCACUACAGCAUAACACAGCAUUGAUGGGCUUGCAAGUUUAUAGAAAUGUUUCUGUGGUCAUACUAUAAUAUGUCCAUCUCUGUUACACCUCAUCAGUAUCUGUUUAAAGGAACCAGGACUAAUAUUGUUUCCUGUUGGAGAAAACAACUACUUUAUCAUAAAUGUCAAAAUGUAUGCUUAUUUUGUAUAGUCUUUUGUGUACAUAUUGUGUGUGAAACAGAAGAUUUCCAUUAAUUGUUGUACAUCUGUGUACAUAUUCUAAUAUUUUGCACAGAAUGGACCUUAAUGCUGAGCAAAAAAAUGAAACAAUAUAUAACAGAUCAAUAAUAAGUGGGAAGCAUAUUAACAGAUUUAAAUUUAAAUUGAUUCACAUUUCCCCAAUUAUAAUUUCUUUUUUUUUUUUUUUCAAAAGUGCCUGAUGUUUCAAUUCAACAAUUCAAGCAUUCCACAGAUUCAUGUUCAGAAAUACAUCUAUUUAUUGCUUUCUCUCUCUAGGCUUGAAUAAUAAAGUUGAAAGACUGUUUAAA
Carassius gibelio (silver crucian carp) is the source of this 3486-nucleotide messenger RNA. Its product is annotated as sodium-coupled neutral amino acid transporter 3. NCBI's taxonomy places the organism in Eukaryota, Metazoa, Chordata, Actinopteri, Cypriniformes, Cyprinidae. Gene Ontology annotation, molecular function: L-glutamine transmembrane transporter activity; glycine transmembrane transporter activity. The record is from RefSeq and is a predicted model, not a curated record. Gene Ontology annotation, biological process: glycine transport; serine transport; L-histidine transmembrane transport. The transcript is spliced from 17 exons. The coding region runs from base 380 to 1813 and encodes 477 amino acids.